ACAUUGGUGCACUUUUGAGAAGCGCGGCGCAGGAUACCGAUAAUCCGUUUGGAGCUUUUUAUGCCGCUUUGCUGCGGUAUUUGUCAGUCGUAUCGAAUCAUUAUUGCAAUAUUUCAACUUUUAUGCCUAUUCGCAAGUUGCAAUCUAAGGAAAGUCACUUUGGGAAUCUAGCAAGUAAAAGUUUUAAGUCUUCCUUGAAUCGUACUGAAUAUAAAAAGUGGGUAGAAGCCAGGAAGUCAUUCAAAGAACACGACGAAUUAUUAUCUAAAGACCAGUUG
Molecule: messenger RNA, 278 nt
Organism: Funneliformis mosseae
Lineage: Eukaryota; Fungi; Glomeromycota; Glomeromycetes; Glomerales; Glomeraceae
Source: the annotation of a GenBank genome assembly